GCCGUCUGUCCGGCGCGAGGACUGCAGGCAAGCUCGAGCACUAACCGAUUUCCUAGAGAAUGACAACUUAAAGCAGCGCGCAGACGAGCUCGUGCGUGCGUCUGACCGGACGGAAACAUGGAGCACAUCAUAACGCCCAAGGUGGAAUAUGUGAAGCUGUUGGACAGAUAUGGCAAGGAGUCGACCAUCGGGACACUGUACCUGACUGCUACCCACCUCAUCUAUGUGGAACAGGACAACCACACCCGCAAGGAAACAUGGGUUCUACAUCACCACAUUUCCUCCGUAGAGAAGCUGUCCCUCACAGUCUCAGGAUGUCCCCUCUUAAUUCACUGCAAAACAUUCCAGCGGCUUCACCUACUGCUGCCCAGAGAGAGAGACACUCAGGACGUGUACCAGUCCCUCAUACGCCUGUGCCAGCCAGUCAGUGAGGAUGAGCUCUACGCGUUCCUCUACAACCCUAACCAAACUGAGGCAGAGCGCAGAGAUGGAUGGGACCUCAUUGACAUGGCAACAGACUUCAGCAGGAUGGGCCUGCCCAAUGAAUUCUGGGACAUCAGUUCCAUCAACAGCAGCUAUGAGCUUUGUAGUACAUACCCAUCACUACUUGGCAUUCCAAAAACCGCCACUGUUGCCACAGUAACGGGCAGCGCAAAGUUCAGGAGCAGGGGCCGGCUGCCUGCUCUUUCCUACUACCACAAAGAUACCAAGGCAGCGGUGUGUCGCUGUAGUCAGCCCCUGUCAGGUCUGAGUUCUCGCUGUGUGGAGGAUGAACAGAUGUUGAAGUGCAUCAACGACGCAAACCCUCACUGCCCCUUCAUUUACGUCGUAGACACGCGGCCCAAGCUCAACGCCAUGGCUAACCGGGCGGCUGGUAAGGGCUAUGAGAAUGAGGAGAACUACCCCAACAUCAGGUUCCAUUUCCAGGGCAUUGACAACAUUCACGUCAUGAGAAGCAGUCUGCAAAAACUACUGGAGUUGUGUGCUCUGAGGUCUCCCACCAUGAGUGACUAUCUGGUUGGUCUGGAGAGUUCCGGCUGGCUCAGACACAUCAAAUCUGUAAUGGAUGCCGGAGUCUUCCUCGCUAAAGCGGUGUGUGAUGAAGGAGCGAGUGUGUUGGUUCACUGUUCUGAUGGGUGGGACCGCACAGCUCAGGUUUGCUCUCUCGCUUGCGUUCUACUGGAUCCCUACUACAGAACCAUCAAAGGACUAAUGGUUCUGAUAGAGAGAGAGUGGAUCUCAUUUGGGCACAAGUUUAAUCACAGGUGUGGUCAUCUGGAAGGUAACCCUAAGGAGGUGUCGCCCGUCUUCACCCAGUUUGUGGAGUGUGUGUGGCACCUGUGUGAGCAGUUUCCAUGUGCCUUCCAAUUUAAUGAGUCUUACCUGCUCAUCAUCCACGACCACGUCUAUGCCUGCCAGUACGGGAACUUCAUCGGCAACUGCCAGAGAGAGCAACAGGAGAUGAGGCUCAGGGAGAGAACGUUCUCUCUGUGGCCGUAUUUACUUCAGAACCAGGCUGAGUUCCAGAACCCUCUGUACAAACGCGCCACACACAACACUGUACUGAGACCAAGUACUCUCCCUCUGCACUUCAAGUUCUGGUGUGGUAUGUAUAACCGUUACGAUAAGGGUAUGCAGCCUCGGCAGUCUGUAGUAAACACACUGCUUGCUCUCACCCUGAGACACACACAGGAGCAAAAGACCAUGACUGAACUACAGAGACAGUUGGCUGUCGUUGACGGAAUCCUCCCUGGUCCAAUCGGGACAGUCAGCCUGCCUCCUGAUCAGAAUGGGUGCCCUCGGACCACGCCCACUACGUCUUUUGGCCAAUCAAAUGGAGACUGCACAUCUGUGAGCACAUGUGCAGGUGGAAAGGAAGACUCAGGUCUGGAAAUGUCCAGUCAGAAAGAAGCUGAAGGCAGUUCAGCCACAGAGCAUGAGCUGCAGACCAAAACGGACAAACCUGUUUCCAUGGUUACUCAGAAAGAGAAGGUAACGGAAUCCCUCGUGCGGCCCAUGCUGCACCUGCGUCCGGCCGAGGAUGACGAGGCUGCUGGCGAGAGCCUGCAACUGAACCGCGCUGCUGCCAGGGAUGACCACUUCCUGCUUCAGGGACUACUGUCACAGGAGCGCUACAGGAAGUGCAUAAACCAACGCAGUGGCUGGGGUGUCCCUGGUACACCCUUACGCAUGGCUGCCUCCAAAGGUCACCUGCGCUGCCUGCAGCUGCUGCUGGCCCACGGUGCGGAGGUUGACAGUGUGGAUGUGAAGGCCCAAACUCCUCUCUUCACAGCCGUGUGUGGCCGCUAUCUCAGCUGUGUCCUGGCACUCCUGCGUGCAGGGGCCAACCCCAACGGAAGCCUCCGGAACAACAGCUCGCCUGUGCUCACGGCUGCCCGCGAGGGUGACGCCGAGAUCCUGCGCCAGCUGCUCCGUCACGGGGCCGAGGUCGAUGCCAGGUCAAAGGUCAUGCUCUGGACAUGCGGGGUCGCGGUUUGCAGCGGGCCGCUCUACCUGGCCGCCAUCUACGGCCACUUGGACUGCUUCCGGGUCCUGCUGCUUUACGGGGCAGAUCCCAACUACAACUGCCCCGAAGGGCAGGUGGGCAGUAGGCUGGCGCCGGCCAGGAGAACGGUGCUGGAGAUGUGUCUGAGACACGGCUGCGGCGUGGAGUUCGUCCGUAUGCUCAUCGAGUUCGGAGCCAAUGUCUACCUGCCAACACUGAUCAUCGAGAAGAGCACUAAACAGAAUGAGGCACUGGAACUCCUCCUCAGAGAGAGAAGCUGUCCCAGGUCUCUGGUGUCUCAGUGCCGACUGUCUAUCCGUCGACACCUGAAGCAGGUGAAGAGGAUGCAGGCUAUCGACUCAUUGGACAUGCCGCCCCGACUCCUCAACUAUCUCAAACAUGAACCCAUGCGCUGACGUGUCACGCAUCAACACGUCACGCACCCACCGACACAGUCACACACAAUCAACUGUGCCUUUUCAACCUGCUACAGAUGUAUGCACAUAUAUAUGCACGCCAAACACGCACACAAACUUGCAGAAGCGUAAAUAAAUGAUGCUGCCUGGGAUAGUGCUCACAGAGAGUAGGCGUGUGUGUAGUCUGAGUGGGUCAUUUAGGAUUUCAGUGUUUUCUGUUUGCUUCACAGUGCAAUAGCACCUCACAGACAGGAGUGCUGGGCCUCCACGUGCAUUAGGUGGUACUCGUCAUAGUGAGCCACAUUCCUGUGAAAGCUAUAUCCAAUUUGCUCAGAGUUCUGGCCCAACCCGUACUGAACCCACCAGAUCACAACAUGCCAAAUGCUGUCUUGGGCAGUUUUUGGAUGUUAUUGAUACAGGAAGGAGGAUGUUCAGGGAACUGAUCUGAGGUUAAAACGUCUUCUCUGUACAUGCUACGGUCACUUGGAGAACCUCUGUCCACAUUUCCAGGUGUAGAAGACUUUUGUGAUGAUGUCAUAUGUGACUGUGGCUUUGUGAGAUGAUGGAAUCUGUGUCAUAUGAUUGGCUGCAGCUCCCUUGCCAGGAGUAUGGCUCUUAACCCAGAGCUUGUACAUAAGACAAGCGUAGCAUGGGCAGUCUUAGUUCAGUGUAGCGCCAGAACGCGUAAAGUUCUCACAGAAGCUACUAAAGUUCUCUUCUAAAAUAAAAUGCCCGCUUGUUACUUCCUUUUUGUCUUUUGACUAUUGUUCUCUGAUCAAGUUAGCAUGGCAGAUAAUGAAAUGUAAAUGCUUUGUUUGUGUGUGUGAGUGUGAGAGACACACAGCAUGUUUCAGACAGGUCCUUCAUUAGCAGUGCAAGCAAAGUGCUGCUGAAGUAGUAGGAAGAACCAGUUUAUAUAUGAAACAGUAGAUGUUUAAAUCAACAUGCACUCUAUGGGGGUCUGCUGUGCUGAGAGAUCAAUUAUUUUUGCUUUGAGUUUCUUAACUUCUGUGCUGCCAUAGAAACAACUGGCAAUGCAACCAGAUAUGUCAUUAAUGCAGUGUUCAACCGUAUUAAAAUGCCUCGUCACUGGAAACGACAAAUCCUUGAUUCUGAAGGUCUGUAGGUGUUCAAUAAAACUAUCAGUGAGUCUC
Messenger RNA from Electrophorus electricus (electric eel), 4076 nucleotides. RefSeq names its product myotubularin related protein 8 (gene mtmr8). Gene Ontology annotation, molecular function: phosphatidylinositol-3-phosphate phosphatase activity; phosphatidylinositol-3,5-bisphosphate phosphatase activity. Gene Ontology annotation, biological process: phosphatidylinositol dephosphorylation. Gene Ontology annotation, cellular component: nuclear envelope; cytoplasm. NCBI's taxonomy places the organism in Eukaryota, Metazoa, Chordata, Actinopteri, Gymnotiformes, Gymnotidae. The record is from RefSeq and is a predicted model, not a curated record.